AAAGAAACUUCAAAAAUUUCAAUGGCCGACGUAUCGUCGCCCCAACAAAACAUUUGAACACGUUGAACUUACAUAAUUGCUUUAUUAGAAGCCAUUGAGCUGCAUGCCACCGGUUUAUAUAACGUAGACCCCAAAAACAACUCUCCAAAAUGUCAACAGUCGUGUCUGACUGCUUUACCAUCGGCAGUAUAGUAGCAACGCGAACAUGUUACAACCAAGAAAUAGAAGGCGAGGUUUUAGCUUUCGAUCCUCAAACGAAGAUGUUGAUAUUGAAAUGUCCGUCAUCCAGCGGUAAUCCUAAACGCCACGAUGUGAAUAUUGUUAAUUUAUCGUUAGUCAGUGACGUGCAAAUCAAGAAAGAAGUGACCGCCGUACCGGAAGCUCCCCAGAGCCUUAAUUUACACAGACUUAACACUAGAGUACGAAAUUCUAUUGAGAAUAAGAGAAGACUAGUAUCAGCACUAUCAGCAUGCCUAGACCCUGAGGGUCAGCGGCUGUUCCUGGCCAUCGCGCGGGUGAUCGACGACGUGUCGUGGGCCGGCCAGAACAUCCGGGUCUACAACGAAGUGACCAUCUCACCUCCUUACAAGGUGGAGAACGUGGCGGGCGAGCCGGAGUCGAAGCCCUACAACUACAUCCGCAAGUUCGUGGAGCGCCACUGGAGCGACCGCGCGCUGCCCGCCGCGCCCGCCCCCGCCCCCGCGCCCGCGCCGCAGUAG
This is a messenger RNA of Cydia fagiglandana, 719 nucleotides long. It is a transcript of the gene Lsm12a, whose product is annotated as LSM12 homolog A-like. Lineage: Eukaryota; Metazoa; Arthropoda; Insecta; Lepidoptera; Tortricidae. The transcript has 3 exons. The record is from RefSeq and is a predicted model, not a curated record. Gene Ontology annotation, molecular function: RNA binding. The coding region runs from base 150 to 719 and encodes 189 amino acids.